Rhizophagus irregularis DAOM 181602=DAOM 197198 is the source of this 1806-nucleotide messenger RNA. RefSeq lists its product as uncharacterized. Gene Ontology annotation, biological process: phenylalanyl-tRNA aminoacylation. The record is from RefSeq and is a predicted model, not a curated record. Gene Ontology annotation, molecular function: phenylalanine-tRNA ligase activity; magnesium ion binding; ATP binding. NCBI's taxonomy places the organism in Eukaryota, Fungi, Glomeromycota, Glomeromycetes, Glomerales, Glomeraceae. Gene Ontology annotation, cellular component: cytoplasm; phenylalanine-tRNA ligase complex.
AUGCCGGUUGUUCACGUAGAUAAAGAAGAAUUUUACAAGGCUCUCGGAAAGGAAUAUUCCACGGAUGAAUUUAGUGAAUUAUGUUUCGACUUCGGUCUCGAGCUUGAAGAAGAUACCUCUGAAAAAGAGCUGGCUAUCAGAGAAGUAGGUACAAUCAAAGCCGAGGGUUUAUCUGAAAAGCCUAUCUUGAAAAUUGAAAUCCCCGCCAAUAGGUAUGACCUACUUUGUCACGAAGGCAUUUCACGUGCAUUUUUAAUUUUCCAAGGAAAGGCAAAGCCACCCACUUACAAAGUGGUUGAUCCUAAAGAUGGGCAAAUACAAAUAACCGUAAAAUCUGAAACUGCGCAAAUUCGACCCCAUGUUGUUGGCGCCAUACUACGGGAUAUAUCUUUUAACGAAAAAAAUUAUAGUAAUUUUAUCGAAUUGCAAGAAAAGUUGCACAUCAAUCUCUGCAGAAAGAGAACGCUUGUUGCUAUCGGAACACACGAUUUAGACACACUUAAACCUCCUUUCACUUAUGAGGCUCUUCCUCCAAAAAGCAUUAAAUUCGCACCGUUAAACCAACCUAAAGAAUACGAUGGGGAAGAAUUGAUGAAAUUUUAUGAGGCUGAUAAACAUAUCGGAAAAUUUCUUCAUAUUAUCCGUGAUUCUCCUGUUUAUCCUGUGAUUUAUGAUACAAAUCGGGUCGUUUGCUCUUUACCUCCAAUCAUCAACGGCGAUCAUUCAAAGAUUACGUUGAACACAAAAAACGUUUUUAUUGAAUGUACUGCAACUGAUUUAACAAAAGCAAAAAUCGUAUUAAAUACAAUUGUUACAAUGUUUUCUGAAUAUUGUGCGGAACCCUUCACUAUAGAACCUGUCGAAGUUAUAUAUCCUGAUGGAAAAAUAUGUACUUAUCCUGAUCUUUCACCUCGUUUCAUAAAAGUUAAAGCUGAUUAUAUUAAUGCGUGCAUAGGUGUAAUGCUCACUUCUUCAGAAAUUAUAACGUACUUAAAUCGCAUGGCACUUUCUGCUAAAUUGGUUAAUGAAGCAGAACUUUCGGUGGAAAUACCACCAACUAGAGCAGAUAUUUUACACGCAUGUGAUGUUAUGGAAGAUGUUGCUAUAGCUCAUGGAUUUAAUAAUAUUCCAAAAAAAACUCUGAAAAUUAUCAAUUCGACUGGCAAAGCAUUACCUAUUAAUAAAUUAAGUGAUUUGGUUAGAAAAGAAAUUGCUUUAUCAGGCUGGAGUGAAGUUUUACCUUUAAUUUUGUGUUCACAUGAUGAGAACUUUGCGUAUUUGAAUAAAAAAGAUGAUAAUUCUACGGCCGUGAAAUUGGAAAAUCCAAAAACUUUAGAAUAUCAAGUUGUUCGUUCUUCUCUUUUGCCAGGAAUUUUAAAGACCGUUAGAGAAAAUAAGAAGCAUGCAUUACCUAUUAAAGUUUUCGAGGUUUCUGAUAUAGUUUUGAAAGAUGAUUCUUUGGAAAGGAAAACAAGGAAUGAAAGACAUGUUUGUGCUAUUUAUUGCGCAAAAGUUUCAGGAUUUGAGCUUAUUCAUGGGCUUGUUAAUCGUCUUAUGGAUAUGCUUAAUGUUAAACUUGUGUCUGUUAAUGGAGAUGAUGUUGGAUAUUAUAUAAAAGAGUCAGAAAAUCCAACAUAUUUUCCUAAUAGAUGUGCAGAUAUUUUUCUACGUAGGUCUUCGAAGUCAUCAUCAAUAGUAACGAGUAAAAUUGGUAACUUUGGUAUACUUCAUCCUAAUGUAUUAGAAAAAUUUGAAAUAAUGUAUCCUUGUUCUGUCGUAGAAUUUAAUUUAGAAGAAUUUAUUUAA